AUGGUAACUAUACCUAGUAAGGGUGAAUUAGCAAUUUUAUACGGCGGCCCUAACUUGGUCUACCUGAUACGUUUAGAUGGAGAUUCUGCCAUACAAACAGCUCGCGGCAUUGUCUCAAGUAAAGAUUGUAUUGGAAAACCUUUCGGAACUAAAAUUUCAGUGGGGAAAUCAGGCAAUUGGUUUGUACUUCUACCUCCUUUCCCGGGUCUAGUAACUUUGGGUCUAGUUCAUCAUACACAGAUAUUAUAUCGCUGCGAUAUCGCAUUUAUUGCACUAUUGUUGGAUGUUAAACCAGGGGAUGUGGUCGUAGAGUCUGGUACUGGUUCUGGCUCCAUGAGUUACAGCCUAUCGUGCCUAGUCUCACCAGGCGGCACCUUACAUAGCUUUGAAUACCACAAGCAAAGAUCGGAAGAUGCUAGAGCUUUGUGUGAUGCCCUAAAACAGGAUUGUUUAAAAAUUUACAAUAGAGAUGUUGUACAAGAUGGGUUCAUUAUACCCAAUGUGUUGGAUAUGAACGGAGCUGAUUCAGCAUUUUUAGACUUACCCUCACCAUGGAAUGCGAUAUCACAUGUACACGAUAUUUUGAAGCCAUUAGGUCGUUGUGUUAACUUCUCUCCGUGUAUUGAACAGGUGCAAAGGGUUGUGAUUAGUUUCAAAAUGAAGAAUUUUGAAGAUAUUAGAACUUUUGAAGUGGUUUGUAAACCAUGGGGGGUGAAAGUGUGUGGGAAAAUUAAUAGUUAUCAAAUUCCAUACUAUUCACACACCGGUUAUAUAACAGUGGCCACUAAAUCUCCAGUUAAGCCUUCAACUUGUGCUAUAACAGCAAAGAUUACAACAUAG
This is a messenger RNA of Babesia microti strain RI, 840 nucleotides long. RefSeq names its product tRNA (adenine-N1-)-methyltransferase catalytic subunit. Lineage: Eukaryota; Apicomplexa; Aconoidasida; Piroplasmida; Babesiidae. Gene Ontology annotation, cellular component: tRNA (m1A) methyltransferase complex; nucleus. The transcript has 5 exons. The record is from RefSeq and is a predicted model, not a curated record. Bases 1 to 840 code for a protein of 279 amino acids. Gene Ontology annotation, biological process: tRNA methylation.